Molecule: messenger RNA, 462 nt
Organism: Pieris brassicae (large cabbage white)
Lineage: Eukaryota; Metazoa; Arthropoda; Insecta; Lepidoptera; Pieridae
Exons: 2
Coding region: 1-462 (153 amino acids)
Source: RefSeq, a predicted model, not a curated record
AUGGUCAACUACAAGAGAAUCGUGUGCGAGGUCGCUGUACUUUUCACGCUAUUGGGCCUAGUAGAGGCCGCCCCGACUCCCGAUUGUGAUAAAUCUGAAAAGCACUUCGAUCAACGUCAAAAUGGUACCGAGAACUAUAGGCUCAACAUUGACGGAGUCGUGAUCGCUGUCGCCCCCGCAGAAUCGUUCCUAGCUGCUGCCUCUGACAUUGAUCUUAGCGACCUUCUUGAUAUAGAGGACUUCAAUGAACUACAGAAGCCGAAACCGCCGAGCAAGCCCCUGAAGCCAAAGCCCGAUGAUGAUAAACCACAGGACUCAAAACCAGAUGCGCUCAACGAGGUUAAUGAUGUCAAGCUGCAAAAGAAGGAUGCUUCUCAGCGGAACAAGGAGAAAACUCAAAGAUUGAAAUAUCGCCUGGCGAAUAUGCUGUUGCCCUUGCUACGUAAAAAUCGUCAUCAUUGA